Molecule: messenger RNA, 2583 nt
Organism: Fimicolochytrium jonesii
Lineage: Eukaryota; Fungi; Chytridiomycota; Chytridiomycetes; Spizellomycetales; Powellomycetaceae
Product: HSF-type DNA-binding-domain-containing protein
Exons: 6
Coding region: 103-2331 (742 amino acids)
Biological process (GO): regulation of DNA-templated transcription
Molecular function (GO): DNA-binding transcription factor activity; sequence-specific DNA binding
Source: RefSeq, a predicted model, not a curated record
GGUGAACGUGAAGCCUUUGCGUAUUUAUAGAGCCGAAAGAUUCCGCGACGCUUUUCCGCGGUGCGGCUUUCCUUCGAAAAUAGUUUCUAAGAUCCGCCUUCUAUGAGUGCAAAGGCAGGCCAACAUCACAUCGACACAUUGUUCUACAGGCGAUCUAAGACCACCCUUUCGCACGACAAAACCUUCCCUUAUCCUCGAACUAUUCGGUUUCCAACAGUCCGUGUGCGCGUGGAAGCACCAGAAUCUUGCUUUCUUUCCUUGCUGCUUAUCUACUCGAUGAAUUUUACUCUUGACCUCAUGUCUCGCACCGAGUGCCCUAAGGCGAACGACCUUACCAGCGCCAGUGCUGUGGAAAACAGCAGUGAAACCGUAUCCAGGAAUGUGGCGCCGGUGAGCCACACAGGUCCCAAUGUAAAUACACGAGCACCGCUAUCCUCAGCUGUUCAAUCACGGGAUCGGGGACCCCGGCGGAAAGAAGUGACCAAUCAUAUCGAGAUGGAAAACAUCUGCUCGUUUAUUCAGAAGCUCUAUACCCUUGUCGACGCCCCGGAGCAUACUCGAUUCGUUCAAUGGAACGCUGCCGGCGACGUUUUCAUCGUUUUCCACAGUGAGGAGUUCGCCAAAACGGUCCUUCCCAAAUACUUCAAGCACUGCAAAUUUCCUUCAUUCGUUCGUCAACUCAAUAUAUACGGCUUUUAUCGAGUUUCGGAUGCCCGCAAAACUCCCCUGGUCCGCAGCAAAGAGGCCUGCGUAUUCUCACACAACUACUUUAAGAAGGGCAGGAAAGACCUCCUCCCCUUGAUACGUCGCAAAGUAGGCUCGAAGAAGGAGUUGAAAAGAGUGUAUGCUGAGAAAGCGGCCUCUCGAGAGCACGAGCUGCAGACGGACCUUCAUUCGGAGAUUGACUUCAUGGAACCAAUAGACGCUGCUUCCUCGAACGAAGAACAUCAAAUGAUGUUUGACAUUCAUGAGCCGCAUCAUUUAUCGCACGGUCUCCAGAUGUUUCCCGGGCGGCCAUCCUCAUCUUACGACGUGCAUGCGCAAAAGACGCUCGAACACCAACGACGGGUUGAGGCAGCUCGUCGAAGCAUGCAGCACUUGAGACAUUUUUUCCCACACCCGCAACUAUACCCCUAUCAGUUUCCACAGCCCUCAGUGAUUGCUGGAGCCUUCGGAUCGCCAACCGCUCACGAUGCGAGGACAAUGGUGAGAUCUCAUGGGCUCCAUUUUGAGGAGCAGGCAUGGCCGCCUGUGCUUCGGGUGGGCGCACAGCACGCAGAGGACUUUACGACAGAUCCUAUUGAUUUCGACAGUUCUUCAGACAUGUAUACCCAGGACGAGGAGCUUCAGCAGCAUCAAAAUAAGCUGAGUCACAUAGAAGAAGAAGACACAGAGUUCCAUUCCCCGCAAUCGGCACGUGAACUGGAGCAGGACACACAAACGUCGGACGACCAAACUGAGCUCAACGCCGGAUCAGUUGGUAGCCUGGAUACCAGCAACAUCUCCCACACACAUAUACCCGAGAGCUUCGCGAAGCAUAAGCAGCUUUCCUUUCAUCGACGAGCGCAGCCACCGCCACCGAUUUUUACAGCCUUCGAUCCGCCGAAGUUGACCCAUAUCAGCCUCCCCCCUUUGGUCAAAGCAGACGUUUCGGGGCCUUACGAAGUUGAUCUUCGGGCCGCCUCGAUUCCCGCAGAUCCAUUUCCAACAACCACUACGGACGAAGAUGCCGGUCAGCUCGCAACAUAUAGAGAACAUAAAGGCCUGAACAGGCUACUGCACAAAGGACAUAUGUCCGCCAACCCGGUGCUCUCUGGGCGAUACCAAGAAGGUUCAUCCAGGGCGCCGAUGAUCGCUCCCUCCGACCCUAAAUCAGCGAUCUGUCUUCCCACCGACGCGGCUCGUUUGACCCAUCAGCGUUCGAUAAAGUCCGGGCGUGGUUCUGCUACAGCUAUUCCUGCUGGAGCUUCCAGCUUCCGUCGAUUCGAUGAUGUCACAAUCAUGGCGGCGGCUGCAGCUGCUGCCGCGGAUCCUUAUGGACUUCUCGCUUCCCCUGCCGACGUUCUUGCCUACGCAAGCCUUUCGCCGAUGCCAUCGUCGCUGCCUUACUCUUACGCUCUCUCUCCUUAUCUUUUCGGCGCUGGACCUGCAUCCGCCGCGACCGCACGAUCAAGCCGACGACAUGGGCGGUUCCAGCCCCCGACACCGACUGGGGAGCAACGCUGCCAGUGCUGCUCGGACAUCGCGUCAGCUUAUCCCCAUGGAGGUUCUGCAUCGCAGGAUCAAGGCCGACUUCCUCCGCACUACCCGUAUGCCCCAGACGAAGAGUAGCUUGUAUUUAUGUCGACACUGUGUCAGCUGGUCUUGGCAUACCUUUCAUCAAUAAUUUAUGUUUGUACAUAGACAGAGUUGGAAAUGUUUGAUGGUACCAUAUCUUUCCUCAACUGGAAUUGGAUUGCCCGACGUGGUCGUGGGGAAUGGACUGUCAAUUACCGCCAUGUUUUCCGCCCCGAUAUCGUAGAGCACACCAGUCGGAACGCCAAUUGGUUGCCAUUGAAAUUGCCAAACGGCGGUAGCAGCGGG